Molecule: messenger RNA, 1371 nt
Organism: Symbiodinium natans
Lineage: Eukaryota; Dinophyceae; Suessiales; Symbiodiniaceae
Source: the annotation of a GenBank genome assembly
AUGGGCCUCUUGAGCCUCUUCUCCACCGCGGCAGCCUGGGUCUUCGUGGCCUUGACGCUGUUGGUGCCGCCAGCGCUCAUCGUCCUCGUGCUCGGCUUGAUCCUCCCGCGUCAAGCACCCCCACAGCGCGCCCAAGGCAAGCGCGGCAGAGUUGCGUUCGUGCACCCGGACCUGGGGAUAGGUGGCGCCGAGCGCUUGGUUGUGGAUGCUGCCGUGGCCUUGCAGAAUGCUGGCCACGAGGUGACCAUCUUCACAGCCAGGCAUGAGACCGGCCACUGCUUCGAGGAGACGAGGAAUGGUACUCUUCGAGUGCAGGUAAAGGGCAACUUCCUCCCGAGGAGAGUUCUGGGGCGCUUCUAUGCGGCGUGUGCCUACCUUCGUAUGUGUUGGGUGUCGGGAGUCAUCGUCCUGCUGUCCCUUCGCGUCCCGUUCCACGUAAUCAUCGUGGAUCAGGUUUCAAUAUGCCUGCCAAUUCUGCGGCUGGCCAGACCACGCGCCAUCCUUUUCUACUGUCACUAUCCAGAUUACCUUCUGACCACGAAAAGCUCUGUCCUGAAGUCUCUCUACCGAGCACCACUGGACUUUCUGGAGGAGGUCACCACAGGCUUGGCGGACCAGAUCUUUGUCAACUCGCGCUUCACUGCCGGGGUCUUCGCCGGCGCUUUCCCACUACUGUCGCGGGUUGGCGUCAUCCCGGAUGUGCUCUACCCACCGCUGGACCUGCAGAGCCAGGAUGAUGCCGCCAGCAAGGCUGCCGACACCCUGGAUGUUCUUGCAGAUGGGGAGCAGCUGCUCCUGUCCAUCAAUCGUUUUGAGCGGAAGAAGAACGUGGGCCUGGCCAUCAGGACCCUGGCCCGGCUGCCGGAAGGCACGCGGCGGAAGACACGCCUCGUCCUCGCCGGGGGCUACGACGACCGCCUUCCCGAGAACGUAGAGCACGCCUCGGAGUUGGAGGACUUGGCGACGAGCCUUGGGGUUGCAGAUCGAGUUGUGCAGAAGAGGUCUGUCUCCCUGGUAGAGAAGGCAACGCUUCUGCGGCAUGCAGCCUGCCUCCUCUACACCCCCGACCGAGAGCAUUUCGGAAUCGUGCCCGUCGAGGCCAUGUAUGCCCAGGUGCCCGUGGUCGCGGUGAAUACAGGCGGCCCCCUGGAGUCCAUCGUCGAUGGUGAGACGGGCUUCCUGCGACCGCAGGAUCCCGAGGCAUGGGCCGAAGCGGUCGAGCGGCUGCUGGAGGACCCCGCGCUCCGAAAGCGAUUUGGAGAGGCGGGACGCGAGCGAGCGAGCAGCUGCUUCUCCCUGCAGGCGUUUGGGAAAACCUUGGAUGCAGCCGUGCGCAAGAACGAGGAGGGCCUGUCGAGCAAAGAUCGCUGA